This is a messenger RNA of Lontra canadensis (Northern American river otter), 1467 nucleotides long. RefSeq names its product ciliogenesis associated TTC17 interacting protein (gene CATIP). The record is from RefSeq and is a predicted model, not a curated record. The coding region runs from base 246 to 1397 and encodes 383 amino acids. The transcript is spliced from 10 exons. Gene Ontology annotation, biological process: cilium organization; actin filament polymerization. Lineage: Eukaryota; Metazoa; Chordata; Mammalia; Carnivora; Mustelidae.
CAACUGAGCCAGCCAGGCACUCCCUAAGGUGAUCCUAAUGACCCAUGUCAUCCCUCUGCCAUGUCAAAUGUUCCCUCUGCAGGACAAUGCUUCAGGCAUGGCCUGAGUUCCAAAGCCCACACUUCCUACCAUUGUGUCCAGGUCUGGGUGUUUUGUGAGAUGUGUUGAUGGCCCUUUAAGAGGCGGUAGCUGGCUUCCGGUUGCCAUGGAGACAGCUGGACGCAGCCUGGGUAGCAGAAGGCAGCAUGUCCUCUAAACUUCAAUCCACAGUCCCCAAAGCCAAGGACCACCAGCCCUCAGCUGAAGAGAGUCUGCCAGCCCCAAAGGCCAAUGCUGAAGCCAUCCACUUCCUCAGCACCCUCGAGCAGGAGGAGCUGCAGAUGCUGCUGUUCUCUGAGACUCUGGCCAUGGUCUCGGACACAGGGGAGCCUCAGGGAGAGCUGACCAUUGAGGUGCAAAGACGGCAAAACAAAGAUGAAUUUGGUGUGAUGUCACACUGCCUCUUCGUGCACGCCUUUAGCCGUGGCUUCAUGGACAAGAUGCUCUGCGGAAACUCCCUCCUGGGCUACCUCUCAUGGAAACUGCAUGUCAUGGAGCAACAUAGUCAAGAGUUCAUCAAGUUCCGCGUCCUCCCCAUGGAGAGGAAGAUGACUUUGGUGAAGCAGGAUGACCAGCUGACCAUGACCAGAAGUGUCAAGGAGGGGGAGGAAGUCAAGACCGAAGUGACUUUUAUCCCAGGGAGCUCAACCACGGGCUUCAUCUCAGAGGCUGCCAACCUGGUGUUGCUGAGGGUGAUGGCCUGGCGGCAGACGGUGCCCAGCAAUGCCCGUUUCCUGGCCUUGGACAUGGAGGGCGAACUCUGCUACUCCACUUACCAAGACCUGGGCUUCCAGAAGAUUCAGGUGGACCGCCAGCAGGUAGAGGUGUUCAUCGUGGAGCAGACCGUCCACUCAGUGAAAGGCAUCCCCAAUUCCUGCCAGUUCUAUCUGCUGUCGGAUGGGCACCUGGCCAAGAGAAUCCAGGUGGGUUCCCCCGGGUACUGCCUGAUCACCCAGAUGCCUAUCUUGACGGAGAAGGAUGAGAUUGAGCCUCGCCCCGUAUUUGAGAAGAAGCCCCUGGUGUGGGAGGAGGAUAUGGAGCUCUACUCGAGGUUCGUGGACCGGAAGGAGGAGCUCCGUCUCAGCCACAGCAGCUACCUGCGGCAGCACCCCGAGGCCCAGGCGCUCAUCUCGGACUUCCUGCUCUUCCUGCUGCUGCGCCAGCCCGCAGACGUGGUCAUCUUCGCCGCGGAGUACUUCGGCCCCUUCGCGAAGCGCCACCCCCCGACCUCCGCCUUGCGCUCCUCCCACCGGCCCAGCCCCUUCCGCUCGCUGGACCCUCGGGACCCCUUGCACUAGGCGGGGCGCAGCGGGCGGGGACCCGCAGGAAGUCGGGCGGUCGCCGGGGGCGCAGCGGGGAACCGGAGGG